UAAAUAUUGAAUCGAUCCAGCAUAUAGUGUCCGUCCCGCCAUCCAUGCAUCAUCCAGUCAUGCCGUCCAGUCAGUCACUCACUCCCUCACUCGGCCAGCCUUUGCCCAUAACACAAGACGUGUAUGUGUUCGCAGCAGCAUCCAUCCAUCCACCUACACACACAGGGCACAGGACACACAGAAAUAUGUCCGUCCAUACGUGCGGUGCCCCGAGCCUCGUCUGUUCGUCGGUCGGUCACCUGUGUGUGCUGUGUGAAUGUGUCCAGCCAGCUUAGUGUGAUCCUGGGUCCUCGUGCGGCGAGUCGGCAUCGUAAAAUUCAUCCUCAUCGUCUCUGACACACACAAAAGACCGACGCAAAACGCAUACAUUAUAUGUGCGUGCCAGCAGCACUCCCCUCCCUCCCUCCAGGCCUCCCUCUCCGUAAGUGGCCCUUUCUUUCUUUGUGUUGUACUCGUCUUCCUGCAGCGUGUAUCGAGGGCGGCGGUCCGUGCCCCGCCGCAGCAACGAAGGGUACUUAUCCAUCAUCGACGAACACUGCUUGCCAGCACUAGCAUCCGUCGUCACCACCGCCCCUAAUCCUACCCCAGCCCUCCCCAAGGUGCCGCCCACACCCACACGCCCCCCCUCUCCCUCAGACGGCCCGCUCUCGCGGAUACCCCGCCCAUCGUAGCCACGCCGCCCGGGGCUGGCGCCAUAGCCGAGACGAGACGCCAAAGACGAUCCGUCAUGCAAUCCGCCAAGGAUGGGCCGGCGGCCAAGUGUCUCAAUGUCAUCUGUGCGAGUGGCGCCGAGCGGCUUGAGAGUGGGGCGGCUGGAUGAGGCCGAGGGGUAGAUGAGAGGGGCCUGCAGUUUGGAUGGAGGCAUGGAGAGGGACGCACCCGUCGUCGCGCGAAGUCUCAUCGACGUGCCAAGCGGCUGGGUGGUCGCGCCCGUGCUGGUGCUGGUGCUGAUGUUUGCUUCCUCUUUCGCUGUUGGUGAGCUGCUCAGCAGGGGGUCCCUCAGGAACCGCUGAUAGAGGGCGCUCUUGGCUGCACGGGAGAGGGAGAGGUUGCCGAGUGGUGCGUCGAGGCCGCUGGUGUCCUCUGUGUUGAGCGUUUUCUCGAGAGACGCCAGCACCUCGUUGACCGAUCGGGUGCUCGGCCGUGGAUCCCUCUCUAUCGGGCGCGGGCUCUCGACGAAGUCCCUCUCUGGCUCCACGACAGUCUGCUGCAGAGCCUUGGGCCGCCAUUCAUCCCUCGUAGUGCCGUAUCCCAUAUCGCCCCCCUCGCCCCUCUCGCCAGCAGCAGCCCUGUUGGCACUGCCACCCAGCCGCAUGGGCGGCGCAGGACGUCUGGGCGGUGGGGUGCCCUCGGGUGUGUCCUCGCAGUAGCCGUAUCCCUCUUUUCCCUCUAUCACCUCCACCUCCCUGUCCUUCUGGUCGUCUUCCUCCUGCCCCCUCGCACUCGCCCAUAUCUCGUUGAUGUAGGACCGUGGCGACGACAGGCCCGUCUUGAACGACACGCUGUGUGAGGUCAGGGCAGCAGGCGACGAGACAUCCCGCGGCACCCUCGUCAGCUGGGCGAUCUUGCUCGGCAGCUGAGGCACCCUCGUGCACGGCGCACGGUGACGCUCUUCUGACUCUUGCCCCGGCUGGUCCACCUCUUCGACACGAACACCCUGCUCCUGCUUCUGGAUGGGCGGCGGCAGAACGUCAAGACGCACAUCGGGACGGAACGAGCCAGAGAGCUGCUCGAAGGCGUCAUCGGUGGCCAGGGGGGAGGACUGGGCUCGGGAGAGACGAUGGAAAAGGGAUGGCAUCAGGGAGGCCGGGUGCUUGUCGGCACUCGCGCGGGGCGGCUCGGAGGGCAGAGGGUGGUGCAGCGCGUCUAUGUGGUCGUCUGAAGCAAAAGUCACCCACCCUUCCUUUGCCGAUGGACGGGAGACAACGUCCUCGGCGUCCUCAUCGCAGGCCCCAUCCUGGAUCGGUUGGCCCACCCCGCCCUCCUGGCUGGUCUCGCCUUCUCCCUCUAGCUCUCUAACCUGUUCAGCAAACUGCUCCUCCCCCGUCCCCUCGUCCUCCUCCUCAACUGCUCCUUGAGGCUCGACAGCGAGACCUUCAGGCGGCUCGGCAUCGGCACCCUCGCCCUCGGCGUCCUCAGCCGCAUCCUCUUCUAUCGGAGGCAGGUCGGGCCCUGCCUCGGCCUCUUGCAUGGCACCCCCAUCGCCCUCACCCUGCUGCUCUGUGCUGUCCUCCUCUUGUCCCUCUUCUUGUUCCUCUUCGUCUUCCUCCUCGUCUCCCUCAGGGAUGCAUUCGGACAUGCGGGGCGCACGAGGAGGUGGGGCAGGGUCCUCGCGCUUGGCGGCCGAGAGGGAGUGGGCUUGGGGCAUCUCAGGGAAGAUCUGGCAGGAACUGACGGGGCUCUUGAACUCCUCAUCGCUGUCUGGGUGCGAGGGUGGCUGGGGUGCCGGCAGCUUGGCCACGAGACCGCUGAAGUCCUGAUCGAGCUUGUCGAUUGCGCUGCUGCUGGCAGGGGGUGGGGCUGGGGGUGGCUGUGCUGCCUGGUCCAGGGAGACAUGCUGACUGGGACCAUCGCGCUCGAGCUCAAUCUCCUCAUGGAACUCCUGGACACACAAACGACAAAGGCGGACCGGACCUUGUGCAUCGACGAAGCCAUUGCAUGUCUUUCUUUCUUUGUUGCGCUUGAUUGCGCCGCGACCGACCAGUAAGUCAGUGGAUGUGGGCGGCACCCUGAGAAAGUCUCGAUCCAGCCCAUCCGACCCAGCACUGGCACGCGAGUCCCGAGGGAGCGUCAUGCCCCCGUCACCCCCCGCACCGUCCCCAUUGCCACCAUUGCCCUCAUUGCCCUCCGCAAAGGCCGGGAAGAAUGAACCUCGCCUGGGGCCGAGGGAAAUGUCCGUCCAAUCGCUACGACGCUCCUGCAGGGCUGACACACGCUCCUUCUCGAGAGGCGGAGGGGGCGGCUGCACGGCUGGGGGGGCCUGUUCUGUUGGCUUCUCGUCGGCCUUUGUCUUGUCUGUUGGCGUCUGGGUCUCGCCCUCGUGUGCGGAUGGCGUGGGUGCUGUCUGUGCUGCCGUCUCUUCUGCCCUCUGUGCUAGCUCGUGCUGUCUGGCCAGCUGCUCGAAGACGCCCCUGUCAGCGGCGGGUGGCUGGUGAGGUGACGCAGGGGGCGGUCGGGGUGGCCGGCCAGAUGGCCCACUGCCCCCACACCCAUAUGUCCGCCGCCUAGCCCUCUCGCGGCUCUUCUCCCGCACCUUCUCUACUACGUCCACACCAAACGUGUGAACCUGGCAAACACACAACACACAGAAGACAGAUGUAUGUAUGUAUGUAUGUGUGCAUCGUCGCUUCCAUGUGUGUCCAUAAGUCGUUCCUCACCUGGUCCCAUAUGCCUCUGACCAUCUUAGCACCGCUGCGGACACCUUUCUGUGCGGCCUCACGCAGCGGCAGUGACACACCUCUCCGGUACAGACCCCCAGCUGAUGAAGGCACCGACACCAGUGGCGCCAUCUGGCCGCCCUCCAUCACAAACGGCACUGUCAGAUGCCUCGUGGUCACACUGGGUAUCAUCGAUGAGAGAAUGCCGGAUGUGGGUGUACGGUUAAGACUGGAAGGGGUGGGGGUGGCGAAGGAACUGAGAGGCGAUGGGGGCACAUGGUGGUCGGACGAUGGACGCUCUUCUGCAGGGGGAAGGGGAGGCGGGACGCUGGCAUUCGAGCGGUGCCGGGCGGCCUCGAACACCUGCACAGCCGAUACAGACAGACCUAUUUGCAUCAAUCAAGAGCCUCUCGCUUUUGUUGUCUGCCGACCUUGAUCCACGCCUGCAUGUCUGGCGCUGUUUCGCUGUAGAGCUCCAGCACACGGGAAGCCGUACAGACCUGGCAACGAGAGAGUCCACCCAUAUGGCAGGAAAAGACCGUCGCAUGUUUCUGUUUGGAUCCAUCCAUCGGUACCUGGAAUCCAUAGUUGCAUGCCGUGCCCAUCCGCUUGUCCUCUGGGAUGGGGGCGGCAUCCUCCAACACCCGAACAGACUCUAUCUGCAGAUACACAGCCACCAUCAACCACAUCCAUCCAUCCACGCAUCCACGAGCGGACGGGAGAAGUGGCAUGUUUGCAAGAUCCGUACCUCAUUGAAGUUGAUGGGCACGGACACACGCUUCGAGGUGCUCUCAGACGCAUAGUAGCUGCAUCCAUCCAUCCAUGAGAUAUGCACACGAUGACACGGAUGCGGCAUGAAAAGUGACGAUGCGGCGACUUACAUGCAUAAUUUCCGGAAGUCGAUGGAGAAGUAUCGCCUGUUGAACUGCAAGAGACCCCCCAGGGUGGUCCGGCGGUGCGCAUCGCCGCCCUUGCGCUUGAACAAAUACCCCACCACAACACACGAUGCGCUAAGCUGAGGAGGCGUGACUGACGGCCCACUCUCCUCCACGGCCUCCUCACCCACCGCAUCACCCCGGGCGGCUUCCAUUGCGAU
Messenger RNA from Vitrella brassicaformis, 4473 nucleotides. NCBI's taxonomy places the organism in Eukaryota, Vitrellaceae. The record is from the annotation of a GenBank genome assembly.